AUGGCACACAGCGUCAAGCGAGGGUGCAAUAUCACGGAAAAUCAAAAAAGAUGGCUUGUCGAGUUUGCUAAAGAACACCCCGAUAUAAUAGCGGGGAAACAAAUAGCAAAUUUAACGUUGAAAAAAAUGCAACAGUCAUGGGAAAAAACAUGGCAUGAUUUACGAGCACGCACUAAGAGUAAAAUUGCCAAACAGCGCAAUUAUCAAACAGGAACAGGUGGAGGGCCGGCAAAGGAAGAGAUGUUGGAUAAUAUAGGGGAAGGUGUUGUUGAAGUGAUACAAGUCGUGUCUGUUGAGGGUCAUGAUGUUCCAGAGUCGCAAGUUGCAUUUAAUUUUGGAGAGACAGAAACUGAUGAGGGAAAACUUGUUGCAACAGCAGAAAUAUGCCAUGAAAAUGCUCCAAUAAUUGUGAACUUAAGAGCAGAGCAUCCAGCAGACCAGCAAGCAGCCAAUGAACAUCCAGCAGAACAGCCACAAGUGGUGUUUGAUUUUUAUGAUUUUACAAAAGCAGCAAACACGAGUGUAAAUGUAGUCCCCACAAGUAGCAACGAGAAGAUACUUACACCACAAACAAGGAAAGGUCCCAUACACAACCACAAGUGUCCAAAGAAAAAGGAUGGUUUAAUUAAUUCUACGAUUGCCGCAGCAGCAUAUAAAGAGAGUCUUGACAGAAAAUUACAACAGAAAUCCGACUAUUAUAGUGAAAAAGUAUCACUUCUGAGGGAACAAAAUGAUAUUAGGAGGCUUCAUGUUGAAGCAUUGAAUACCAUCGCACACCAUUUGAGUAGCAGCAGUGAGUUGAAGGAAUAG
This is a messenger RNA of Ceutorhynchus assimilis (cabbage seed weevil), 810 nucleotides long. NCBI's taxonomy places the organism in Eukaryota, Metazoa, Arthropoda, Insecta, Coleoptera, Curculionidae. The record is from the annotation of a GenBank genome assembly.